GGUGGCUGCGCCCGCGGCGGCCGAGCACUUCUUCAGGCUGAGUUGGCAGAGGGUAGUGAGCGGCGGUGGCCAAGGCAGAGUCGGAGCCGAAGGAGAAUGAUGAAUGGAAGCGCGGGACCUUCGCAUAUUGACAGUCGCGAGCGGGUUCUCAAGUUAGGGGAGAGUUUUGAGAAGCAGCCGCGCUGCGCCUUCCACACUGUGCGCUAUGACUUCAAACCUGCUUCUAUUGACACUUCUUGUGAAGGAGAGCUUGAAGUCGGCAAAGGUGAACAAGUGACAAUUACUCUACCAAAUAUAGAAGGUUCAACUACACCAGUAACUGUUUUCAAAGGUUCAAAGAAACCUUACUUAAAAGAAUGCAUUUUGAUUAUUAACCAUGAUACUGGGGAAUGUCGACUAGAAAAACUGAGCAGCAACAUCACUGUAAAAAAAACAAGAGUUGAAGGAAGCAGUAAAAUUCAGUAUCGUAUAGAGCAGCAGCAGCAACAAAUGCGGAAUUCAACUAGGACUCCCAAUCUUGUAAAACAUUCUCCAUCGGAAGACAAGAUGUCCCCAGCAUCUCCGAUGGAUGAUAUUGAAAGAGAACUGAAGGCAGAAGCUAGUCUAAUGGACCAGAUGAGUAGUUGUGAUAGUUCAUCAGAUUCCAAAAGUUCGUCAUCUUCAAGCAGUGAGGAUAGUUCUAGUGAUUCAGAAGAUGAAGAGUGCAGAUCCUCUCCUUCUGAUCCAGGGAAUUAUGUCUCAAAACAUCCUACCAUGUCUACCAUGCCACAGUGCAGGAUUCCUGAGAUAGUGGCCGGUCAUAAUAAACAUCAUGACAGCAAUGGCCUUCUGAUGAAUACUUUAAGAAAUGAUUUGCAGCUGAGUGAAUCAGGAAGUGACAGUGAUGACUGAAGAAAUAUUCAGCUAUAAGUAUAAAGUUUAUAAGACAUGUGACAAUUUAUUUUAUAUUAGGAAUAAAAAUUCCUAAGACUGAGGAAAAUGUAUCUUAACUUUGAUGAUAAGAGAAAUUUAAUCUGAUUCAGAAUUUUCAGUUGACGUUACAUUUUUUACCUUUUAUGGGUACCAGCAUUUUCAUGUGUUUUCAUUUAAUCUUAACAAAACUCCUAGGAAGUUUUACAGAUGCGAAAACAAACUUCAGAGGUUAGGUUACUUGCCCACAUAUUGUUAACAAGUGGCAGAUCAGGUGUUCUGAAGUUCAGGUUCAGUGUUCUGUUUUACCACACUGCUGUUUUCAAUUGUGAAUGGCAAAACUGUUGAUUUAUAAUAAAUGUCCUGGUUUUAAUUACA
Molecule: messenger RNA, 1287 nt
Organism: Eubalaena glacialis (North Atlantic right whale)
Lineage: Eukaryota; Metazoa; Chordata; Mammalia; Artiodactyla; Balaenidae
Gene: EAF2
Product: ELL associated factor 2
Exons: 6
Coding region: 97-891 (264 amino acids)
Biological process (GO): positive regulation of DNA-templated transcription; regulation of transcription elongation by RNA polymerase II
Cellular component (GO): super elongation complex
Molecular function (GO): transcription elongation factor activity
Source: RefSeq, a predicted model, not a curated record